UUUUUAAUUAUUAUUGAUGUAUGUCAGUCAUGUUAUUUGUUCCAAUUUCGCAAUCAGUAAUUUUUGUUUAAAUAUUGAAAAUUUAUAAGGAUUUUUAUUUAAGUGCCGUGCCCAAACAGAUUUAAUACAUCCCGAUGAAAACAUAACAUUUAACUUAAAAGGUUUCAAGUUUCUGAAGAAAAACUUUCCUAUAAUGAAAUUGGAAAAGAUCGCACGGUCUAUUAAAUAGAAUUAAAUUAUCAUGGCUUAAAAGAUCAUCAUUUUUGAAAGGUAAAAAGUCAAAAUUAGACCCAAACAUGGUUCCAAUACCAGCGGAAUAUAUGCCUGACUUUUGGAAUCAGGUUUCUUCAGAAAGUCCUUUAGUAGAGUUGACCUGUUUACUUCCUAAUGGUAUUAUAAUAUUACUGAGUGAAAACUAUAAUGCUACGCUAUCAGAAAUCAAAGAGGAUCUUUGGGAGAAAGCCUCACGUUUUCCCCUGUUUGGCAAACUCCAUGACAUGUCUGUAUACAUAUUUAAAAUUAUUAACUCUAUGGCAGAAGAGGAAGAGUUAAUAGAUGAAUCAAGAAGGAUAAAUGAUAUUAGGCCAAUUGGGGGAGUUUUGAUUAUCACUGAAUGUAGAGGAAAUUCUACAGAUAAUUCGAUAAAUGUUGCUAUAGGACAUUUAAUUGGAAAAGGUUUGCAAGAUUUUGAUGCACUAAAUAGCACAGAAAUAAAUGAUUUCCGUUUCAAAAUGAGGAAAGUUGGUGAUGAAAUUUUUAAACAAAGGCAUAAAGGUACAUGGUUGGAUAAACUGUUACAUCAAUUCCCUCCUCGCGUUGCCAAGAUUGAUAAAGUUUGUAAUCAAUUUUCACGUGAAUCCAUGCAAAUUAGAAUAUACUGCAAAAGUGAAUAUGAUAUUCCUGAAUCAACAAAAGAGAUAUUGCAACAUAGAUUUGAUUUUGAAGUGGAUUGUUCUUCGACACCCAAUAAAUUAUUAGAAAUGGUUUUAUCAAAAAGGGCAACUGUGUUAAAUAUUAAAAAUCAGAAAAUACUGGAAUAUGUGUUAAAAAUUUGCGGAAGAGAUGAAUACUUACUUGGCUAUUAUCCGUUGCUUCAGUUUCAGUAUAUUCAGGACUGUUUAUCAUAUUCGGAACGACCAUCAUUUUUAAUUGUACAUGUUGACCGAAUACCAGUUGUAAAUAGUAUUUAUGCAAAUAUAGAUCCUUUGGAGUCUAGAAAAUCAAGGACAUCUUAUAAUUUAAGUAAUACUUUGAGAAAGAAAAAGAAUAUGAAGUCUUCGUGGGAUAUUAAUGACAGUUAUGCCAUUACUCUAUGCACUGCCAGUAGAUUAAAUUGUGACAGCAAAAAACAAACAGAGCUUGGUAUUCAAGUGGGACUGUUUCACGGUGGCAAACCCUUAUGUCAACCUCUCAAAACCGAUGAAAGAACCGUAAAUGAAAGUAACGAAAUUAGUUUUGACGUUUCUCUGGAGUUUGACAUUCAAAUAUGUAACAUGACUCGCAAUGCGAAGCUCUGUUUUGCUAUUUAUGAAGUGAACAAGUAUUCGAAGGGAACCAAGCCUAAGAAAAUGAAAGAGACAAGGGAAAGUCAAAUAAACCCGAUAGCCUGGGCCAACACUUCGGUGUUUGAUUUCAAAGGCCAGUUGAGAACGGGUGCUAUGACGUUGUAUCUGUGGACAUACGCGGAGGACAUUAUGUCAGAUGACGUAUUGCAUCCGUUGGGUACGGUUGUCAGUAAUCCGAAUACCGAGUAUGCAACCGCUUUGACUUUGGUUUUUAAAAGUUAUACCAAUGAUCAACCAGUCAUUUAUCCUUCUGUUGAGGAGGUAAUGGAAUACGCUAAUAUAGUAGAAGAGAAUGAGCACAAAUGUAUCGUAUGCUCAACAGGUAUUGGACGUAAUAAAGACUUGUGCUUAAAAUUAUAUUAUUUGGAUAAUGUGGACGAUUUGCAUGACCAGGACAGAAACAAUAUUUGGGCGCAUCGGAGACUUUGGAUGCAUCGAAACCCAGACUUGUUUCCAAGAUUGCUGAUGUGUCUAGACUGGAACAAGAGAGAGGAAUUCAGCCAAGUGGCCGUGCUGGUAAGGCACUUACCCAAACUAUCCAUAGAAAAAGCUUUGGAAUUGCUGGACUACGCUUAUGCCGAUCAGGAUGUAAGAAGUUUUGCCGUGCGUUGCUUAAUGGAUAUGAGUGAUGAGGAUCUUUUAUUGUACCUGCUUCAAUUAGUACAAGCUAUUAAACACGAGAUGUACCUGGAAAGCGACCUAGUGAACUUCUUAAUUCAGAGAGCUUUAACUAACCAAAGAAUAGGGCAUUUUCUUUUUUGGCAUUUAAGAUCGGAAAUGCAGGUACAGUCGGUAUCUGUGAGGUUCGGGUUGAUUUUGGAGGCUUAUUGUAGAGGCAGUCAAGAAAAUAUACCCGAUUUCCAAAAGCAACUCAAAUUUGUGGAGAAGCUGAAAAGCCUCUCUGAUAUAGUGAGCAAGAGAAAAGACAAAGAGAAAGCCAGAGCAGCUGUGAAGGAAUAUUUAUCCACUUGCGGAGAAAUAGACAAUCUCAGGAGUCCGUUGGAUCCUGGUAUUAGAUGUAAUUCUAUAAAGGUUGAAAGGUGUAAAGUAAUGGAUAGCAAAAUGAAACCUUUGUGGAUAGUGUACGAAAGUUCGGACAAAGAAUUUGUCGACGACGAUAUUUAUAUUAUUUUUAAAAACGGUGACGAUCUUAGGCAGGACAUGUUAACGUUACAAAUGAUCAAAAUUAUGGAUAAAUUAUGGCGAAGCGAAGGUCUUGAUCUCAGGAUGAAUCCCUACAAUUGCAUAUCAUUAGAACACAGAGUGGGAAUGAUCGAGGUAGUACUGAACGCGGAAACCAUAGCCAACAUACAGAAAGAAAAAAGUUUUACUCCCACAGCUUCGUUUAAGAAAGGACCCAUACUAUCCUGGUUAAAAGAUUAUAACAGGACGGAGAAUUCUUUGAAACAAGCUAUACAAGAAUUUACUUUGUCAUGCGCAGGUUACUGUGUUGCCACGUACGUUUUAGGCAUUGCGGACAGGCAUUCUGAUAAUAUAAUGGUUAAGAGAACUGGACAGUUAUUUCACAUAGAUUUUGGUCAUAUUUUGGGCCACUUUAAAGAAAAAUUCGGCAUCAAACGAGAAAGAGUACCUUUUGUACUUACACACGACUUCGUAUAUGUCAUAAACAAAGGUCAAAAAACCCAACAGGGUCCCGUUUUGGAAUUCAAAAUAUUCCAGGAUUACUGUGAGAGAGCUUUUAUGGUCUUAAGAAAGCACGGGAAUUUGAUUUUAUCAUUGUUUUCGAUGAUGAUAUCUACGGGUCUUCCCGAACUGAGCUCCGAAAAGGAUCUUCAGUAUCUAAAGGAAACAUUAGUUCUCUCCAAGACUGAUGCAGAAGCUUUAGCUCACUUUAGAGCGAAAUUUGAUGAAGCGUUAACUAACUCUUGGAAAACGUCGCUGAACUGGGCUUCACACAAUAUAGCAAAGAACAACAAAGCAUAGUGAUUGUAUAUAAUAGGUUUUAUUUAAAUUAUAAGUUGAAUUUAUUAGGAAUGUGCCAAUGUUGUUGAAGUACCUCAAGAAAAAAAAAGAAGUAAAGAUAUGGAGCAUCUUAAAA
Sitophilus oryzae (rice weevil) is the source of this 3624-nucleotide messenger RNA. Its product is annotated as phosphatidylinositol 4,5-bisphosphate 3-kinase catalytic subunit delta isoform-like. Gene Ontology annotation, cellular component: cytoplasm; phosphatidylinositol 3-kinase complex; plasma membrane. Bases 297 to 3509 code for a protein of 1070 amino acids. The transcript is spliced from 17 exons. Gene Ontology annotation, molecular function: 1-phosphatidylinositol-4-phosphate 3-kinase activity; 1-phosphatidylinositol-3-kinase activity. Gene Ontology annotation, biological process: phosphatidylinositol-3-phosphate biosynthetic process; cell migration; phosphatidylinositol-mediated signaling. The record is from RefSeq and is a predicted model, not a curated record. NCBI's taxonomy places the organism in Eukaryota, Metazoa, Arthropoda, Insecta, Coleoptera, Curculionidae.